GGGUCGGCAGUCAGACUGCUCGCGUAAAACCGGCACCUCCACGGCGGAAAGGCGACACAUGGAAAUCAAAACGAGCUCCAACAAAGUCUGGAAUAUGAACAGAUUUGCACUGGCCGUUUUCCUCUUGGCAAUCGGUUUCCUUGUCGCCGAAGGAGGUAACCCAUGCUGCUCAGAGCCAUGUCAGAACAGGGGCGUUUGCACAGCCCUUGGAGCUGAUAAUUACGAGUGUGAUUGCACACGCACGGGAUUCCAUGGACACAACUGCACAACGCCUGAAUUCCUCACAUGGGUGAAAAUAUCCCUGAAGCCAUCGCCCAACACUGUCCACUACAUUCUCACCCACUUCAAGGGCUUCUGGAACAUCGUCAACAACAUCUCCUUCCUCAGGGACGCCAUCAUGAGAUACGUGCUGACAUCUCGAUCCCACUUGAUUGAUAGUCCUCCGACCUACAAUGCAGACUAUGGUUACAAAAACUGGGAAGCAUAUUCAAACCUCUCCUACUAUACGCGCACCCUCCCCCCUGUGCCGGAGGACUGCCCAACCCCGAUGGGAGUAGUAGGUAAAAAGGAGCUGCCUGACGCUAAACUACUGGCCGAGAAGCUUCUGAUGAGAAGGCAGUUCAUCCCGGAUCCACAGGGCUCCAGCCUGAUGUUUGCAUUCUUCGCACAGCAUUUCACCCACCAGUUCUUCAAAUCAGAUAUGAAGAAAGGACCCGCUUUUACUGUCGCUAAAGGCCACGGGGUGGACCUCAGCCACGUCUAUGGAGACUCCCUGGAAAGGCAACAUAAGCUUAGACUCUUAAAGGAUGGCAAGCUCAAAUAUCAGAUCCUGGAUGGAGAGGUGUACCCACCAACAGUCAAAGAGGUAGGCGCCGAAAUGCACUACCCUCCCCACGUUCCCGACUCUCACCGCUUUGCUGUGGGCCACGAGGCCUUCGGCCUGGUCCCCGGGCUGAUGAUGUACGCCACCAUCUGGCUGAGGGAACACAACAGAGUGUGUGAUGUGCUGAAGGAGGUUCACCCGGACUGGGACGACGAAAGGCUCUUCCAGACCUCACGGCUCAUUCUGAUUGGAGAGACCAUCAAGAUUGUGAUUGAGGAUUACGUGCAGCACCUGAGCGGCUAUAACUUCAAGCUCAAGUUUGAUCCCGAGCUGCUUUUCAACCAGCGCUUCCAGUACCAGAACCGCAUUGCAUCAGAGUUCAACACCUUGUACCACUGGCACCCGCUGAUGCCUGACAGCUUCCACAUUGAGGAGAAGGAUUACAGCUACAAAGAAUUCGUCUUCAACACCUCCCUAGUUCCCGAGCACGGCAUCGGCAACCUCGUGGAGUCGUUCACCAAACAGAUCGCUGGCCGGGUUGCCGGUGGCCGAAAUGUUCCAGGACCCAUCAUGUACGUGGCCAUUAAGUCCAUUGAAAACAGCAGAAAAAUGCGCUACCAGUCUCUGAACGCCUACAGGAAACGCUUCUCCAUGAAGCCCUACAGCUCCUUUGAAGACAUUACAGGAGAGAAAGAGAUGGCCGCAAUUCUGGAGGAGUUCUACGGACACGUUGACGCUGUGGAGCUCUACCCGGGUCUGUUGGUGGAGAAGCCCAGGACAGACGCAAUCUUCGGGGAGACUAUGGUGGAGAUGGGGGCCCCUUUCUCCCUCAAGGGCUUAAUGGGAAACCCCAUCUGCUCCCCGGAGUACUGGAAGCCGAGCACCUUCGGAGGCAGCGUGGGCUUCAACAUCGUCAACACCGCCUCCCUGCAGAGGCUGGUGUGCAGCAACGUCCAGGGGCCCUGUCCCACGGCGGCUUUUAAUGUACCCGAUGUUAAAGACACGGGGUCGAGGAUCAUCAACUCAAGCAAUUCCCACUCACGUGGCAGUGAUAUCAACCCCACAGUCAUUUUGAAAGAGAGGAAUAGUGAGCUCUAAUUUAUUUUCAUUGUGUAAGCAAAUAUGUUUUCUAUGAAUCUAUUUAUAUAUUUAUUUUCGUAUUUAUUGUAUUUUAUUUAUAACAACAUAUUUUUUUAACAGUCAUUUUAUAGUUUUCUGUUUGGUUUUUAAGAACAAAAGUCUGUGGAUGUGUUUUAUUUAUUAAAAGAUUAAUUGUAUUAUAAAUUAUUGUUACAUUAAGGACCUCAGAAACAUGAUACUUGAAGACUAGUUUACACUAACUGCAUUUGCCUAUGUUACAUUCCUAAUGUUCCCUUAGAUUGACUGCUACUUAUCAUGAAAUUGUAUGUUUGUAUUGUGUGUUUUACAGUAGGAAUGAUGACCGAUCUUGGCUCACUUGAUCCAAUGAUACUGACACUAAUUGUUUUUCUACUUAGUUCUACUUAGUUUAUUUGAAAUGGCAUUAAUAGCUACUCUACUGUUGUUGACAACUGCAUACUGCAAACUGAAUGGAUCAAUGUACUUUUUAUCACUUGUUUGUUAGUUCUGUUCUUAUUGCCUAUUGACUUGCAAAAGUGAUGCUAAUAAACAUUCUCAGAAAUCA
Gasterosteus aculeatus aculeatus (three-spined stickleback) is the source of this 2486-nucleotide messenger RNA. RefSeq names its product prostaglandin-endoperoxide synthase 2b (gene ptgs2b). Lineage: Eukaryota; Metazoa; Chordata; Actinopteri; Perciformes; Gasterosteidae. Gene Ontology annotation, cellular component: neuron projection; cytoplasm. Gene Ontology annotation, molecular function: oxidoreductase activity, acting on single donors with incorporation of molecular oxygen, incorporation of two atoms of oxygen; heme binding; prostaglandin-endoperoxide synthase activity. Gene Ontology annotation, biological process: cyclooxygenase pathway; response to oxidative stress. The record is from RefSeq and is a predicted model, not a curated record.